CAAAAGGUUUAUCCUCAUUCAAAGAAACAUUGAAAGUAUCAAAUGGUUGCCUAACUCAAAUGCUAAGCAGAAACAACUUAACUUACCGUCGAGUAACAGGUGAAGGACAAAAAAUACCAAUAGAUGCACCGGAACGGGCUGAUUAAUUUCUUGCUAAAAUAAAAAAUUGCUACCAAGAUCAUGAUAUGAUUUUGAACAUGGAUAAAGCGCCAUGUUACUUUGAUUUACCAGGAUCUGCAACCUAUGAUUUCAGUGGCAUUAAAACUGCAAAAGUGGCAACAACUGAGAAUGAGAAGUUUUAACCGCAGGAGCUCAAAGACAAGGUGACGAGCAUAAGGCUUUUAAACUUCCACCAAUGGUUAUUUGUAAAUGCAUGGAGAAACAGAGAAAGUUGAAAAAGAAGACGAAGAAAAAGAAGAAAACAGCCAGCAGAUUGACAAAUUUUUAUCCCGGAACAAUUUUGUCCUGUACCUGUCUGCGUGUUUUUCAUCACGCGAAAAAUUAUGCUUGCGAAAGUAUGUGCUCUGAAGUGGAACGAAUGAUAACACGAGUCAUGGGUCGUGAUAACGACUUUGCCAAGUUAUAUAAAAUGACGGUCAGAAAAAAAAAAUAUUCCCGUAAUUGCUUAUUUACUUAGCUAUCAAUAUAUUUUCUGAAGUCAAAUCUUGUUUUUAAAUAAAGCUUUAAUUUAAUUUACAAAAUUUAAUCACGCGUUUUAUCGCCAUACAACUUAGUGAGAUGUUCUAAUGUUAUUGUUAAAAACAACAUUAUAGGCAGCUCAAAUUUCAAACUUGUUGUGAAGUAAAUUUGCUAAACUACAAACACACGAAUUCUAAAAAGUUUAUCGUAAUUUCCAAAAUGUCUGCAGAUCUCGUUGAAGUGAAUGACGAUGUUGGUACCGGAAAAGGUUUAGUGGCCAAAACAUUUAUUGCUGCAGGUUCAGUAAUCGGAGAUCUUGUCGGUGAAAAAUUACCUCAAGCAAAUAUGCACUCUAUCCAUACUCAACUACACGAGCACACGGAAGUUUCCAGUCUUAUAAAAUAUACCUCUCACGCGUGCGUGCCUAAUUCUGCAUUUCAAUUUGAAACCGAACCGUGGAAGCUAGUAGCAUUGAAAGACAUCUCAAAAGGAGAGUUGAUCACUUAUGAUUACGAAACAACAGAGUAUAUAAGCUCUGAUCCGUUUGAUUGUCAAUGCAAAACCUCUGGUUGCAGAGGGCAAAUGAAAGGGUUUAUUUACUUGGAUGAAUCAGUGAAAGAAAAGUUUAUAACAGAUGGGAAAGUAUCUCCAGUUAUAGAAGCACUGCACAAAGAAGAGAAACAAAAAUAGAAAAUGUAUUUGAAUGAAAUACUUUACUUAUGGGGGCAAUUGAGUAGUUGUUGUUACUUUGUUGUAUUUUUAAAAAAGAUAUUGAUUAUGUUUUACUUAUGAA
Molecule: messenger RNA, 1432 nt
Organism: Hydractinia symbiolongicarpus
Lineage: Eukaryota; Metazoa; Cnidaria; Hydrozoa; Anthoathecata; Hydractiniidae
Exons: 1
Coding region: 859-1329 (156 amino acids)
Molecular function (GO): protein binding
Source: RefSeq, a predicted model, not a curated record